Molecule: messenger RNA, 1350 nt
Organism: Sparassis crispa
Lineage: Eukaryota; Fungi; Basidiomycota; Agaricomycetes; Polyporales; Sparassidaceae
Product: Probable secretory pathway GDP dissociation inhibitor
Exons: 7
Coding region: 1-1350 (449 amino acids)
Biological process (GO): small GTPase-mediated signal transduction; vesicle-mediated transport; protein transport
Cellular component (GO): cytoplasm
Molecular function (GO): Rab GDP-dissociation inhibitor activity
Source: RefSeq, a predicted model, not a curated record
AUGGAUGAAGAAUACGAUGUCAUUGUUCUCGGUACUGGUCUAACCGAAUGUAUUUUGUCCGGUCUGCUGUCCGUAGAGGGCAAGAAGGUCCUUCACAUGGAUAGAAAUGAUUACUACGGUGGUGACAGCGCAAGCCUGAAUCUAGCUCAGCUUUACCGCAAGUUUAGACCAGACCAGAGUCCGCCUGCGGAGCUCGGUCGCGACCGCGACUACGCCGUCGACCUCAUCCCCAAGUUCAUAAUCGCCUCGGGCGAGCUGACACGCAUUCUCGUGCACACCGACGUCACCAGAUACCUCGAGUUCAAGCAGAUCGCGGGCAGUUUCGUCUACCGCGAUGGCAAAAUAUCCAAGGUCCCGAGCACGGAGAUGGAGGCGGUCAGGAGCCCGCUCAUGGGCCUGUUCGAGAAGCGACGGGCGAAGAGGUUCUUUGAGUUCCUGCAGAGCUGGAGGAACGACGACCCUACGACCCACCAAGGCAUUGACCUGGACAAGGACUCUAUGAACGCGAUCUAUGAGAAGUUCGGUCUCGAGCCUGGUACCCAGGACUUCAUUGGUCACGCUAUGGCACUUUAUCUGGAUGACGACUACAAGGCGAAGCCCGCCAGGGAAACGUAUGAACGGAUCAUUCUCUACACCUCAUCUAUGGCGCGCUAUGGCAAAUCCCCGUAUAUCUAUCCCCUCUAUGGCCUUGGCGAGCUGCCACAGUCGUUCGCGCGUUUGAGCGCCAUCUACGGCGGAACCUAUAUGCUCGACAAGCACAUCGACGAGAUCGUCACCGAUGCCGAGGGCAAGUUCGUCGGCGUCAGGAGUGGUAGCGAGACGGUCAAGGCUAAGCAGGUCAUCGGUGACCCGAGUUACUUCGGGGCAGGCAAGUCCACUGAUGGAGGCAAAGUCUCAGUGGUGGAGGAAUGCAAGGUCGUCCGUGCGAUCUGCAUUCUUAAGCACCCCAUCCCGCAGACGGAAGAUGCAGACAGCGCACAGAUCAUUAUCCCACAGAACCAGGUUGGUAGGCGAAACGAUAUCUAUAUUGCGAUGGUGUCUUCGACGCACAACGUCUGCGCUAAGGACGUGUACGUCGCCAUUGUCAGUACCAUCGUGGAGACCAACAGACCUGAGCAAGAGAUUGCGCCUGGUCUGUCGCUGCUUGGCCCUAUCUACGAGAAGUUCGUGUCGGUCACGUCGUUGUACACCCCAACAGCGACCGGAGAAGCUGAUAAUAUCUUCAUCACGCGAUCCUACGAUGCUACGUCCCACUUCGAGACCGUCGUCGAGGAUGUAAACGAUGUCUGGAAAAGGGUCGUGGGCAAGGAUCUCGUGCUGAAGAAGCGUGAAGUCGAAGUGGAGGCAUAA